Molecule: messenger RNA, 670 nt
Organism: Truncatella angustata
Lineage: Eukaryota; Fungi; Ascomycota; Sordariomycetes; Amphisphaeriales; Sporocadaceae
Exons: 1
Source: RefSeq, a predicted model, not a curated record
CAAAAUCGGGUUUGUGAAAGUGGAGCCGCCUAACCUUAAUGGACUACGAUCUGAGCCUGACUGGAAACCCCCGAUGCCCGAGGGUGGGCAGCUGCCGAAACAAGUAAAUGAGAGGUUCGAAAAAUGGAAAAGGGGCUGCUUGUAUGAUUUGACUAUUGAUUUUGUCAUCCCGAUGUCUUGCGCUGCAAGAGUGAUGGAAUCACUAAUCCAUCAGUCAUUACAUAAAUACCGUCGCAAAGUAAUCACUUGUAGAAAUGCCAAGUGCAGAACGGACCACCAGGAGUGGUUCGAAGUGCCACCGGAAGUUGCCCGCAGCGCGGUUGAGGUGUGGAAGGAGUUUAGUAGCUGCAUCCCGUACGACACGUCCGGGAUGCUGCGUAAAUUCUGGAGCGACCGACUAUGGGAAAUGCGCAAAGGAUGCUUCGAGAGUAGCACUCACACGUGGUUAGAAAAGAGCGUAAGGCCGAUAAUCGAGCUGGAUCUCAAAUUGCAGGAGAUAGAACGAAGGGAGAGCCGCCAACGGGAUUUGAUGGUGCAUAAUUACGGCAAGAACCACACGGCGAAACCGGUACUAAGACGGGUGAACACCGUAAGGUGAUAUGAGAUCUCCCUGUUUAGUCGAAACCAUCUGGAGCCAGAUGAGGGCACCGUAGAGUCCAGUCAAUCUGAU